GUCAGGCAUUCAGUUAUGGCGCAUUUAUUGAAGUUGUUGGUGACGUUGCUCUGCUUGGCUCUCAGCUGGGAGCCGGGUCAGUCGGCUGCCAUAGAGCAGGAGCGAGCGGGCAGCAGCGAGGCGACUCGGGACUGGUGGCAGGUGGCGCAGUUCUAUCAGAUCUAUCCGCGCUCCUUCAAGGACUCCAAUGGCGAUGGCAUUGGCGAUCUGCAGGGCAUCAUCUCCAAGCUGGACUAUCUCAAGGAACUGGGCGUGACGGCCACCUGGCUGUCGCCCAUCUUCACCUCGCCCAUGGCCGACUUUGGCUACGACAUCGCCGAUUUCUUUGACAUCCAGGAGGAGUACGGCACGCUGGACGAUUUCGAUCAGCUCAUUGCCGCUGCCAAUGAGCGCGGUCUGAAGAUCAUACUCGACUUUGUGCCGAACCAUUCCAGUGACGAGAACGUCUGGUUCCAGAAGUCGGUGCGCCGCGAGAAGGGCUACGAGGACUACUACGUGUGGCACGAUGGCUAUGUAAAUUCCAGCACGGGCCAGCGGAUGCCGCCCUCCAAUUGGCUGCAGGCCUUCCGGGGUAGCGCCUGGGAGUGGAACGCGCAGCGUGGCCAGUACUAUCUGCAUCAGUUUGCCGUUAAGCAGCCCGAUCUCAACUAUCGCAAUCCGGCGGUUGUCGCCCAAAUGAAGCGCGUCCUCACCUACUGGCUGGAUCGGGGCGUUGCCGGCUUUCGCAUCGAUGCCGUGCCCUGGUGCUUUGAGGUGGUGCCCGACGCGGACGGUCGCUAUCCCGACGAGCCGCUGAGCGGCUACACGACAGAUCCAGACGACGCGGCGUAUCUGAAGCACAUCUACACCCAGGAUCUGAUUGAGACCGUGGACAUGGUGUACCAGUGGCGCCAGCUGCUCGACGACUACCAGCGCAUUCAUGGCGGCGAUACGCGCGUCCUCAUGGUGGAGACCUAUUCGAGCCUGGACUAUGUCAUGAAGUUCUACGGCAAUCGCACAACCAAAGGCGCCCAGAUACCCUUCAAUUUCCAGUUCAUUGUCGGCGGCGAAGGCAACAAGAACAAUACGGAGUUGAGUGCGAAUGGAUUCGUGAAGAUCAUCAACAGUUGGCUGGGACAGAUGCCAGCCGGACAAACGGCCAAUUGGGUGAUGGGCAAUCAUGAUCAGCGUCGCGUGGGCAGUCGGUAUGGAGAGGGUCGCAUCGACAUUAUGAAUAUGCUGCAAAUGUUCUUGCCCGGCGUGAGCAUUACGUACCAGGGCGAGGAGCUGGGCAUGACAGACGGCUAUAUUAGCUGGGCGGAUACACGCGAUCCGGCCGCCUGCAACUCGAACGAGACCAUUUACCAGCAGUUCACUCGCGAUCCGGCCAGAACACCAAUGCAGUGGAGCAGCGAGGCGAACGCCGGCUUCUCCACCAACAGCUCCACCUGGCUGCCCAUCAAUCCCAACUAUGUGGCGGUCAAUGUGGCGGCAGAGUCGGCCGCCGACACCAGCCACCUCAAGCUGUACAAGCAGCUGGUGGAGCUGCGCAAGUCCAAGACGCUGCAGUACGGCAGCACACGCUACGCGGCCAUCAAUGAGAACGUGCUGGCCAUCAAGAGGGCGCUGAGUGGUCAGCCCACCUACGUGCUGGUGGCCAAUGUGCUGGACAGCCAAGUGUGCGGAGUGAAUGUGGCCAGCGAGCUGUACGCCUCCGGCAGCUACAAGAUCAAGCUGCUCAAUCCGCAGGCGAAGGCGACCGUGGGCAACAGCGUCGCGUUGAACAACCUCAGUUUGCCGCCAUAUGCGGCGCUGAUUGUGGAAUCUGUGUAGAUGGCCUUGAAAUUACAUGUCUUGUCAUAAGUCAUCAAGCACAGAUAUAUAGAUAUGUAUAUAU
Molecule: messenger RNA, 1876 nt
Organism: Drosophila navojoa
Lineage: Eukaryota; Metazoa; Arthropoda; Insecta; Diptera; Drosophilidae
Gene: Mal-A6
Product: Maltase A6
Biological process (GO): carbohydrate metabolic process
Source: RefSeq, a predicted model, not a curated record